Lethenteron reissneri (Far Eastern brook lamprey) is the source of this 2087-nucleotide messenger RNA. RefSeq names its product CMP-N-acetylneuraminate-beta-galactosamide-alpha-2,3-sialyltransferase 4-like. The record is from RefSeq and is a predicted model, not a curated record. Lineage: Eukaryota; Metazoa; Chordata; Hyperoartia; Petromyzontiformes; Petromyzontidae. Gene Ontology annotation, molecular function: sialyltransferase activity. Gene Ontology annotation, biological process: glycolipid biosynthetic process.
CGCAAAACCGGUAGGCGAUUACGCACGGGGCAUUAAAGCAGCUCGCUUUUAAAUCGCGAUUUUUCGAUUUCGCCCGCCCGCCCACCGCUCCGCGAUUCAGAACCAGGUUCUAAACCACAAUUCCUGCUGCCACAGAGGGGCCCGACGAGAGACGAGGAGUAACGCGCAGCCUAAGAGGGGUGACUGCAGCACAAUGGCAGGUUUCCGUCACUGUCUCGUCAUUCCGUGCCUGUUGAGCAUCCUCUCCGUGCUCUACGUCUACAUCAAGCAGCCAGACUUUGUGCACGUCACCAUUUACUCGAGAGGGGCGCUGCGCGCUCGCGAUCAAGGCCAGCAGCUGAAGCCACCCACGUCGCUCCCUCCACGGGUCACCGAUGAACCCACGACACCGCCCGCCUCGUCCACGCCACUCGGCACCACCGCGCCCGCCGGCUGGACCUGCCCCGGGCCCGUGACUGUAACGAACAGCAAGAACGAGAGCACCGUCUUGAACCUGUGUGACCAUCACCUGCCCGUAUUCCUAAACCCGUACAAUCUGUCAAGCGCCAAAUACAACCAGUUUGAAAACAUCUCGUAUAAUCUGCCAUUCGGAAUAUACAACGUUGAAAAGAAAGUGAAGUUGGUCUUGGAUUUAACGAAGAACUACAGCUUACCAGCGCAAUUACAGAGGUUCUCCAACAGGUCCUGUGUGGUGGUUGGAAAUAGCUUCAUCCUCAAAGGGCGCAGAAUUGGUAGCAUCAUCGAUUCGUACAACACAGUAAUAAGGAUUAACGACGCGCCGACGAAAGGCUACGAGGAGGACGUGGGGAGCCGCUGUACGCUGCGUGUUGUAUACCCCAUGACGGCUACGAAGGAUCAGCAAGCGCGCGACCAGAACGACACCAUAGCCCUCUUCGUGCCCUUCAAGGCGGCCGACAUCGAUUGGAUUCUCAGAGUUGUGCGGGGUGUUGUCGUGCCGAUGAAGACCGGCGCGUUCCAGUGGGACGUUCCUCCCCAUAACGUGCGCAUCCUCAACCCCGUGUUCAUGCGCGUCGCCUCCCUCGAGCUGCUCAACAACCUCAUCCCCACGCGCGCGAGACGCGCUCCGAUUCCCACCACGGGGUUCCUGACGGUCACCGCAGCCCUUCACAUGUGCAGGGAGGUGCACAUCGCCGGCUUCGGGUACCCAAAGGCAACGAAGAAUGUUGGCAACCAACUGGUGCACUACUACGGCGAGGGGCGCAUGCGGCAGAUCACGCGGGCGAGAAAUCACGACGUCAAUCCAGAAGGUUUUGUUCUCCGGAACAUGAUAGCGAGCGGGCUGAUUCAAAACCUCACCCCAUCGUAACAGCCGGAGGUGACUCGCCCCGUUACGGGACCAUUGCAAUCGGUGGUCACGUUCACAGCGCCAGUUUCCCCCGCACCUCUUCCUCUGCAUCCGUCACCGCGAGACUCAUUUUGCACACGACAAAGUGCUUGCCACACAAAUGAACCGCAAUGCUUUGCCGAUCUCGUGAAGGGGCAUCAACCACCAUCACGCCGAACUCCGCUCAUCGUCUGAGCAGCGGCGGCUUUUGGCUGCUGGCCAUCGAACAAAGACGGUCACCGCAUCGCGCGGCGCUCUCAGAUGCGCUUCUGCGGCCGUCUGGAACGCUCUUCCCUUACGAUAAUGGGAAGCCACUGGAGCUAUGCACUUUUAAAUCAUCUAGAUAACUCAUUUAUUUUUUAACUACUUUUGGUGUUUAGUUUGUUCUUCCCCCACACGUGUGAUGAGCAUGGUUGGCUACAUACGCGGUGCGAAAGAAUUUCCACGUACAUAAGCACAUCACAACCCUGCCCUUUGCACGUUAGACCAACCAUGCCAAUCACACACGGCUUGUAACAGACCAUUCAUGCAAAUGGUCUCCUACGAGAGGGGGUUAGAGUGAGAUAUUUAAGAUAAGAUAUGGGGGGAAAAGUAUCCUUUUUUGGGUUUGGCACUUUUAGCGUCAAGCAUCGCUAUUAUUAUUUAUAUGGAACGAUUGUUGAACCGAGGGAAGUUAUGCACAGACAGAAAGCAAAUUUUGUCUUAUUUAAAAAAAUAAAAUGUCCUUUUUUUCUCCUCUGUG